This is a messenger RNA of Perkinsus marinus ATCC 50983, 376 nucleotides long. Its product is annotated as serine palmitoyltransferase, putative. Gene Ontology annotation, biological process: sphingosine biosynthetic process; ceramide biosynthetic process. Gene Ontology annotation, cellular component: serine palmitoyltransferase complex. The record is from RefSeq and is a predicted model, not a curated record. Gene Ontology annotation, molecular function: serine C-palmitoyltransferase activity; pyridoxal phosphate binding. The transcript is spliced from 5 exons. NCBI's taxonomy places the organism in Eukaryota, Perkinsozoa, Perkinsida, Perkinsidae. The annotation marks the transcript as partial.
AUGCCAGUGAGAACUGGUGCCCACAGUGGUGGAAAGAAUUCUAUACUCAACAUAUCCCCGGGCAGCACCGUUGAUGUGCUAGUCCGGGCUCGCCAUGACCACCUUGCCAAGCGCUUUGGGAAAUUCCAACCCACUGGGGAGGUCCAAAAAGGAUGCAUCAAUCUAGCCUCGUACAACUACCUCGGUUUUGGUGGCACAGAUGAAUACUGCACUCCGUUAGCGAUCAAAGCACUGGACCAGUAUGGACUCGCGGUAUGUGCCUCACGACCGGAAUAUGGAGGAACGAAUAGGCUCCAUAUUGAGUUCGAGUCUAAAGUAGCGGCAUUCUUGGGAAAAGAGGACGCUCUUGUGAUGGGCAUGGGCUUCGCUACCAACA